This is a messenger RNA of Strongylus vulgaris, 500 nucleotides long. The record is from the annotation of a GenBank genome assembly. NCBI's taxonomy places the organism in Eukaryota, Metazoa, Nematoda, Chromadorea, Rhabditida, Strongylidae.
UUGAGAAGAAUAAAAUAUCAAGACCUUUCAGGCACCAUCAGUCUUACCCGAUUUGUUUUGAUUCGUGGUUUUUCCACUUCGUCUCAACUCCUGCGUAGUAUAUCGAAACCUGUCGCGCAAGUGACGAAGAUGGUUGGAUCUAUAGGCACUCACGAUGGGAAAUUUCACUGUGAUGAGGCAUUUGCUUGUUUCAUACUGAAACGUCUCAACCAGUUCAGGGACUAUAAACUGAUAAGAACUCGCGAUCCCGCUGUACUUAACACUUGCGACGUUAUCGUUGAUGUGGGAGGUGUUUACAACCACUCGAAGAAAAGAUAUGAUCAUCAUCAAAUAGAAUUCAAUGAAACCAUGCAAACACUUGGAGUGUUGGACUUCAACACCAGACUGAGCUCAGCUGGACUGAUUUACGCUCAUUAUGGGAAACAACUGAUUGCAGAGGUGAGCAGCAAUGUCCUGUUUUUGCCAUGUUUCACAAUCUGCGUUACCACUUCUGCUUAAUG